UCAAGGUAAUGGGCCCAUUCAGCUGCUUCCGCCUCCCUCAAGCGCGCCGUUUUUUCCCCUUUUUUUCCUUUCAGAGCGCGGCACUUUCUUUUUCUCUUCUCUCUCUUGCAUCGCUUGAAUUCCUCGCUCUUCAGAAUUAACACUUCCAUCAAAAUCUAACCUCUGCAACGCUCUAUCCCCAAGCCCUAGUUCACGCUUACGGCUCACUGCUAAUGGCGGAUGUCGCCGAGAGCUCUUCGGCUCAGACCAAACCGAUGGACGCCAAACCGGUCGUUGUUCGGAUUAAGCGCAAAGCCUCCCAGUCUCCACUCGAUGCUUUCUGGCUGGAAAUUAAUGAGAGGCCACUGAAGCGCGCGUUGUUGGAUUUUGAGAAUCUAUCGAUCUCUGAUUUAUCUGCAAAAGAGGAAUUGAAGAGUAAGAAGGUUUUCGUACAGCAUGUGGAGACAGUGAGGAGCACUGAGGUCACUGUUGACAUUGUGCAAUUGUUUAUGGAACCUAAUUCGGCUGAUACAUCGGAAUCUAAAACAAAAAGUGAGGAACGAAGAAACAUUUUCAAGAAGGAGAAUAUACAAGAUCAGCUUUUGUCUAAAGCGAGGCAAACACAGGAGGCUGUUGCAAAAAAUGCUCGUUUUGAACAAAUAUGGAGGAGUAGAAAGGGAAACAAAGAGGUUAGGGAUGGUAAAUUACAUGAAAUGUGUCAUUUCUAUGAUGUUGUCCGUAUUGAUGGCGAGGACAAAGCUACUGGGGUGCGACAGCAGGAAGAGACUUUAAAAGACCACAGGCUUUUGUGUAGUUAUUUGCCUCUUCUUAGGGAGUUUAUCCCGAGUGCUGCGGAGGAAAUUGAAUCGGAUUUACAAGCUUACAAAGUCGGAGAAGAUGACUAUGUGUAUGACUUCUAUACUAUAAAGGAUGAGGUGGACACGACCACUGUUGACGCUUCAAGUCCCUUUCCUCUGGUACAAGUAGAUGAAGAGGAAUUUUGUGACGGGCCUGGUGAUUCAGAUUAUGAAAGCGAUGACUCAAAUGCUGAAAAUAAUCCACUGAACGAUUAUCCCGAUGAGACAUCAGAAGAUGAGGAACUGGAGAGUGAAACCUCUGAUAAUGAAUCAGAAGAAGAGAGUGAUAGUGACGGAUCUUCAGAAUCUGCGGAAGAAGAGCAUCAUGGCUUGUCGGAAGAUGUGAGCCUGCUAUACGAAGAUGAUAUCUAUGCGUAGUGUAGCUAAAAGCCUAAAACCGUGUCUAUAUUCUUUUUGUAUUGUCUAGUGAAGAAUGUUGUUUCUCUGUUUUGGAUGGCAAAAGAAUGUGCCAUUGUGCAUCUUAUUUCCAUUCCAAAGAAAAAACGGAAGGACAAGGGAAAAGAAAAACGCAGCUUGGAUCGAUUACCCUCUCUUUCUCGCUGAGAAAAGUUGCAUAAUGGCAACUGUGGAUGAUGACUGAGCGUUUGUUUGAUAUGUAAGCCCGCGUACUUAUUCCAUCGGAAUGGACUGGGAUCCUCUGUCCAAAAAAUGCUGUCCCAACCCUGUCCACCCAAUGAAAAGAAGCCACAUAAUUAACUAACUUUAAAUAGUUUUAAUGGAGAAAGAAAA
Molecule: messenger RNA, 1586 nt
Organism: Morus notabilis
Lineage: Eukaryota; Viridiplantae; Streptophyta; Magnoliopsida; Rosales; Moraceae
Product: RNA-directed DNA methylation 4
Exons: 10
Coding region: 213-1214 (333 amino acids)
Source: RefSeq, a predicted model, not a curated record